Messenger RNA from Episyrphus balteatus (marmalade hoverfly), 4328 nucleotides. Its product is annotated as mucin-2. Lineage: Eukaryota; Metazoa; Arthropoda; Insecta; Diptera; Syrphidae. The transcript is spliced from 3 exons. The record is from RefSeq and is a predicted model, not a curated record. Gene Ontology annotation, molecular function: chitin binding. Gene Ontology annotation, cellular component: extracellular region. Bases 80 to 3934 code for a protein of 1284 amino acids.
CUUAUUUAAAAAUAUAUAUUAUUAUGGUUUCUAAAUUAUUAAGUUAGUUUAUUUCGAAAAACGAACCCGAAAAGAAGCCAUGAAAGGUCUUCUUAUAUUGAUAGUUAUAGUUGGAGCUGUGUUGGGUACACAAGCUGCCAGAUUUUCAGUAAAAACUGAUCGAGCUCUUCAAGGAAAUGAGUGCUAUGGCCAUGAACAUGGUGAUAAAAUUCCUUAUCCUGGCGAUUGCACAAAAUAUUUAGUUUGUGAAUAUUUUAAUGGAACUGUGAUGCUAUGUCCAAGUGGUCUUCAUUUUAAUCCCAAUUCGACAGUUUGUGAUUGGCCAACAUCAGCUGGUUGUACUCAAGAAGGAGGUACACCAUCCGGAAAUUGUUCUGGAGGACCUGGACCUUGCAACAGCUACUGGAACCCUGAUGAUUUGUAUGGAUCAUGCGUUUGCCGAGACAAGGAUAACGGAACUAGGUUCAGUGUUCGAAAUAAUUGCAGCGAAUACUUUUCCUGUAUUGGUGGAUGGAGUUACCUCAAGAGUUGUGGAAGUGACAUGUAUUUCAAUGACGAUCCUAAAGUUAAAGCAUGUGAUCACAAGGAAAAUGUAUUCUGUCCAUCAGCACCAACUGAACCACCAACUGAAUUACCUACUAAACCACCAACUCAACCACCAACUCAACCACCUACUCAACCACCAACUGAACCACCAACUGAACCACCUACUCCACCACCAACCGAACCACCAACAGAACCAACAGUUGAUCCUAUUCCUACCCCUGGUCCUGGUUCUGACAUUUGUAUAAACCAACCAAAUAAUACAUUCCUACCAUAUCCUUGGAACUGUACAUGGUACAUUCGAUGUGAAGACAACAUUGCCCAUAUUGAAUCUUGCAAAGAUGGAAAAGUUUUCAAUUCUGUUUACCAAAUUUGUGAUUUUCCCGAAAAUACACAGUGCAUAGAAGAAUCCUAUCCAUCAACUGUCACUCCUGAUGAUUCAAUAACAACAACAACAACUACAGAAGAACCCUCGGAAGGCUCCACAAAUCCACCUUACGUUGGCACAGGAAUUUGUGAAAAUAUCGAGCGAGGUACUUUAAUUCCAUACCCUGGAAGAUGUGACCUUUAUAUAUUAUGCAUAGAACCAGCUCCAACAACUUUUGACUGUCCAUCCGGUAUGGAGUUUGAUGCAGAAUUAAAAAAAUGUCAAGACGCAAACGAGGCCGAUUGUUCAAUUCCAAAAGUUACACCAGAACAACCAACUACAACCGAAGCCACAGAACCUUUACCACCACCAAUUAACCCAGGAAUUUGCUCAAAUUAUUCAAAUGGUGAAAAGAUUUCAUAUCCAGGAAAUUGCUCUGAGUACAUUAUAUGUGAUAGUCCAAUUCCAACGGCUGAAGAAUGUCCAUAUGGUGAAGAGUUUAAUGCCAAACUUCAAAUUUGUGAAUCUGCUCAAGAUGCUGGAUGUUCCAUUCCAACCCCAACUGAACCACCUGGUUGUGCAAAUUCAACAACCGGUUUGUGCGAAGGCUACAAACCAGGUGAUCUCAUACCAUAUCCUGGCAAUUGUAAUAAAUUUAUCAAAUGUGGUGUUCAUGCUUCGCAGUGUAGAACCUGCGAUAAGGGUUAUCAUUUUAAUGCAAAGCUGUCAAUAUGUGAAGACCCCGCUACAGCGCAGUGUGAAACUGAACAACCAUCACCAACACCCCCACUACCAACAGGCUCCAAUAUCUGUUGUGGGGCAGCAAAUGGAACAUUAGUCGCAUAUCCUGAAGAUUGUACACAAUACAUUAAAUGCAUCUAUCCAAUACCAGUAGCGCUUCAAUGUGAAAAAGAUUUACACUACAAUGUCAUUAGUCAAGCAUGUGAGUCUGUCGAGAGUGCUAAAUGUCAAUGGUACAAGCCUAUUACAUGUGAGGGCAAAGAAGAUGUUUUUCUAAAAGUGGUACUUUGGUUAUUUAUCAUUGGAGUGCAAGAAAAUUCAUUAGUUUCUACAAAUCCCUUAAAAACUGAUGCUAAAAUAACAGGAAAUGAGUGCUUCAAUCAUAAUUAUAACGAUCGUAUACCAUAUCCUGGCGAUUGCACAAAGUAUUUAGUUUGUGAAUUUUUUUCUGGAACUGUAAUGCCUUGUCCAGGUGGAUUACAUUUCAAUCCAAUUAUGAAAGAUUGUAGUUCACCAAGUACAGCUGGUUGCAAUUCAGAAGGAUCAAUAAUACCAACAAAAUCACCAACGACACCUGAAAUAGUGCCAACACUUACGCCUGAUAGUAACCUUUGCAAUGGCAAGACAAAUGGAGUUCUGUUAUCAUAUCCAUAUGAUUGUGAGUGGUAUAUUCGGUGUGUGGAUGACACUUCUGUAGUUAUUCACUGUGAAAAAGGAAGGGAGUUCAAUGCACUACUUCAAAUUUGCGAUUAUCCGGAAUAUGCACAAUGCGUAGCCACACCUUAUCCGAGUACACCGGUCUCAACUACACCAAUAAGGGAGUCAACAGAACCAUCAACAACUGAGGUAUCUACAGAUACAACAACAAUAUCCACAUCAACAACAGAAACAUCAACGAUUUCACCAACGACACCUGAAAAAACACCAACGUUAAGGCCUGAGGAUAACAAAUGCUAUGGCAAGGCGAAUGGAGUUCUAUUAUCAUAUCCUUAUGAUUGCGAAUGGUAUAUUCGUUGUGAGGAUGAUAAUUCUAUACUUUUGCCCUGUAAAAAGGGAAGACAGUUCAAUGUGCUUCUCCAAAUAUGCGAUUAUCCGGAAUAUGCACAAUGCAUAGCUACUCCUUAUCCAACAACCGCGGAGGUAUCGAGUACUACACCAAUCCCAACUUCACCAACAAGUGAGUCAACCGAAUCACCAGUAAUCUCAACCUCACCAAUAGAAAAAACAACAAAUUCACCAACGACAAUCGAAAUAGUUCCAACAUUAAAUCCUGAAGAUAACCGUUGCGAUGGCAAAGCAACUGGCACACUAAUAUCAUAUCCAUAUGACUGCAAUUGGUAUAUUCGUUGUGAAGAUCAUAGUUCUAUCCUGCUUCCAUGUAAAGAGGGAAGGCAAUUCAAUGAACUCCUUCAAGUUUGCGAUUAUCCGGAAUAUGCACAAUGCAUAGCAACGCCUUAUCCAACAACAGCGGAGGUAUCAAGUUCUACACCAAUCCCAACUUCACCAACAAGUGAAUCAACAACAGAAAAUUCCACUACCACAGAAUCACCAGCCACGGAUACUUCACCAAUUUCAAGCUCACCAACAUCAGAGUCAACAACUUCACCAACGACGACAACAUCAUCUAUAAAAUAUCCAACAUUAAGGCCAGAAGAUAACCUUUGCGAAGGCAGGGCUGAUGGUACUCUAUUACCGUAUCCAUACAAUUGUGAUUGGUAUAUUCGUUGUGAGGAUGAUGCUUCAACCCUUCGUCGUUGUAAAAAUGGAAGGCAAUUCAACAAAAAUCUUUUAGUUUGUGAUUAUCCGGAAAAUGCACAAUGCAUAGCCACUCCGUAUCCUACUCGACCAACGGAACCAACUUCUGAACCCACUACUGAACCAACUACUGAACCAACUACUGCGUCGCCUAUUCCUACUAAACCAUCACCUUCAGGCUCCAAUGUUUGCUGUGGUGUUGAAAAUGGAACAUUAGUCGCAUAUCCUGAAGAUUGUACACAGUACAUUAAAUGCAUCUAUCCAAUACCAGUAGCACUUCAAUGUGAAAAGGAUUUACACUACAAUGUCAUUAGUCAAGCAUGUGAGUCUGUCGAGAGUGCUAAAUGUCAAUGGUACAAGCCUAUUACAUGUGAAGACAAAGAAGAUGGUACACUUUUGCAGUAUAAAGAAAAUUGCAAGCUAUUCUACUUCUGCAGUAAUGGUGAAAAAGUUUUAUUACCUUGCACAAUAGGCGCGAUUUUUGAUCAAACUGUCGGAAAUUGUGUCCCAGGAGAUGUUUGUCCAUAGAGAAUAAUAAGAGAAACGAUUUAUUCCACUUUUGUUAAAAUAAAACAAACAUGAGUAGUAUGAGUAUAACAGUUUCAUUAAAUUUUUUAUUUUCUGAAAAUAUAUAUUAUACAAUAAAAUUAUAUAGAGCUUAUAUAAAAUAUGUUUCGUCUUUAAAUCUAUCAACAACAACAACAAGACAAUAUAUGGUUAACAGAUAGAAGUCAAUGUCAACACGAUACGCCUACUUGACAAUGUGUUUUUGAUUUUUGAUACCAAAAACCACUUAACACUAACAUGUUUACGAACACACGAGACGGUUGGAAAAAAAUACUACAAGAAACACAAGACGCAAAAAGUUUUUAUCGAACUUUUAUUAUGUUUUUUGUCUCUUUGAUGAUAGGUACAUAGGUAA